Molecule: messenger RNA, 1352 nt
Organism: Coregonus clupeaformis (lake whitefish)
Lineage: Eukaryota; Metazoa; Chordata; Actinopteri; Salmoniformes; Salmonidae
Product: 14-3-3 protein zeta-like
Exons: 6
Coding region: 276-1013 (245 amino acids)
Biological process (GO): signal transduction
Cellular component (GO): cytoplasm
Source: RefSeq, a predicted model, not a curated record
ACGCCCUUUGGCCAGUUUGGUUGAAGGCGUAGAUUUUUUUCCGCUGCCUGAAGCUCAAAGCGUAUCUACUCGGAGUGGCGGAUCGGAACCACCUAGCUAACUAAAGGUGUCCCUGUCUGGAUAACAUACCUGUACCUCCAUUCACCUGUCCAACGAUUAGAAAUAACUAUCGUUCUAAACGAUCUAUCCCCACAUCUUUGUCCCCUUCCUUCCCCUCUCUUGGGACUGUAUUUGAAACUGCGAGUGACAGUUUGAACAUCAAAUAACACAUAAAUAUGGAGAAAACGGAGCUGAUUCAGAAAGCCAAGCUGGCGGAGCAGGCUGAGCGUUACGACGACAUGGCUUCGUCCAUGAAGGAGGUAACUGAAAAGGGGGCUGAGCUGUCGUGCGAGGAGAGGAAUCUUCUCUCAGUCGCCUACAAGAACGUUGUCGGGGCCCGGAGGUCCGCAUGGCGGGUCAUCUCCGCAAUCGAGCAGAAGACCGAGGGCAGCGACAAAAAGCUUCCGAUGGUCAAGGAGUACCGGGAUAAGGUGGAGACCGAGUUACGAGACAUCUGCAACGAUGUAUUGGGUCUGCUGAGCAAAUAUUUGAUUGAAAACGCUCCUAAUGCGGAGAGCAAAGUGUUCUAUUUGAAGAUGAAGGGAGACUACUACAGAUACCUGGCUGAGGUGGCCUCCGGAGACGACAAGAAGGGGACGAUAUCCAACUCUCAAGACUCUUACCAGGAGGCGUUUGACAUCAGCAAGAAGGAGAUGCAGCCCACUCACCCCAUCCGCCUGGGCCUGGCCCUCAACUUCUCUGUCUUCUUCUACGAGAUCCUCAACUCCCCAGAGAAGGCCUGCUCACUGGCCAAACAGGCCUUUGAUGACGCCAUCGCCGAGCUCGACACGCUGAGCGAAGACUCGUACAAAGACAGCACCCUCAUCAUGCAGCUGCUUAGAGACAACCUCACACUAUGGACAUCUGACAACGCAGCAGAUGAGCCAGAGGCUGGAGAGGAAGGAGAGAACUGAGAUGCUCCUCGUCCUUCCUCGCCAAGAAAAAUAAUACAUAAUGGAAAAUUAGAAAAAAAACAUAUUUUACACGUCUUCAUUCCUUAUUGUUCCACUUGAAAUUAUUCUAGUAAUGAACGCCCGUCGUUACCAUGGAGCUGUCAGUGUGUGGGAAAUGUCAAUCAUUUUUGUUUUCACCAUGACUCAGCUUUUUGGUAUGAAGAAAAGCUCAAUUAAUUUAAAGUAAAUAAUAUCGCCAUUCCUGAAUUUGUGUUUGUCCCGGCCUUCCUGAUGUGCAGUUUCUGCUGCAGAAAAGUAUUUGCUUCACUUUAACAUCAACAUUAACUGUCUGUUCAACAU